GCGAGCGGAGGGUAAGUGGCAGUCAACGUGGUUGCCGCUCAGCCUCAUUCACGUGCAUAGAGAAGAUGUCUGAAGAUGCAGAGAGAGAUGCAGAGCACAGAGAUCAGGAAGGAGGAGAAGCCAACGAGGCUCCAGCUAAGGAAAGUAGAUCCCGGGGGAAGAAAAGGCGUUUGGCUUCGGAAGGUCUCCUGCAGCCGGUGAAGAUCUGCAAGGCGGAACUCUACAAGCCCCCCACCAGCGAAGAACUGAGUCGGCUGAAGGAGACGGAGAACCUCUUCCAUUCCAAUCUCUUGCGCUUGCAGAUUGAAGAGCUUUUGAAGGAGGUGGUGCUCAAGGAGAAGAGGAAACAGAAAAUCGACGCCUUCUUGCACCAAAUCAAUGCCGCGCUGUCCAAGAUCCCGGAGACUCGUGAGGCUGAUAUUGCUGACCAGUCCUGGCUCCCAAAGGAUGUGAAGGUGCCCUUCGUGCAGGUCCCUUUCACUGUGAAGGGCAGGUUCCGCUUCCUGCCCCCUGUGUCGGUGAAGGUAGUGGGGAGUUACCUUCUGGGUACCUGCAUCAAACCUGCCAUCAAUGUCGACGUGGCACUCACUAUGCCUCGGGAAAUCUUCCAGGACAAGGACAACCUCAACCAACGCUACCACCGGAAGCGGGCCCUCUAUUUGGCCUACGUGGCUCACCGCUUGGCCAAGGAACAGCUCCUUGGGAGCGUGAUGUUUGCCUACGCCCAUGGCAACCAUCUCAAGCCAAUGGUGGUGUUGCAGCCCCAGGAGAAAGAUGCCAAGAUGGUGACCGUCCGUCUCUACGCCUGCCCUCCCCAAGGCCUCUUCAAGGCCAGCCGUUUGCAUCCCAGCAAGAACAAUGUCCGCACUGCCUGGUUCACGGAGAAAGGCUCACCUGUGGCAGGAGCCGAUGAGCCACCCACUCCCCACUACAACAACUCCAUUCUGUGUGACCUGAUGAUGGAGUCCCACCUGCUGUUCCUCUCUGAGUCAGCCAGCGACUUCCCAGGCAUGCGGGACGGAGUGGCUCUCCUCAAAGUCUGGUUGCGCCAGCGGGAGCUAGAUAAGGGUUUUGGAUGCUUCAACGGCUUCCUGGCCUCCAUGCUGGUGGCGUAUCUGUUGUCUAAGCACCAGAUCAACAGAGUGAUGAGUGGCUACCAGGUACUGAGGAAUGCCCUCCAGUUCUUGGCCUCUACAGAUCUUACUACAUCUGGAAUCAGCGUCUCAAAGGACACAGACGGCUCGCUGCCUACCCUGACAGACUUCCAUCGAGCUUUCCAGGUGGUCUUUGUGGACCCUUCUGGGCUGGUGAACUUGUGUGCAGAUAUGACUUCCAGCAAAUACAAGCAGCUCCAGUUUGAAGCCAAACACUCGAUGGAUGUCCUGGACGACAAGACAGUGGAUGGAUUUCAGUUGUUACUUAUGACCCACAAACCUCUGAUCCGAGCCUUUGAUCAUGUGUUCCACCUCAAGCACGUCUCCAAGCUUCAGGCGGCCUGCAGGAAGAUGCGGCUUCUCAGUGAACUGCUGGACCACAGUGGGAACUACGUGGCUGCAGCUUUGCCGUUCCUCCUCAGCUUGCUGGAACGUGGGCUGGCCCAGAGAGUGCUAUUGCUGACGCACUCUCUCCCCCAAGUCGCUCCGUGGCCCAUCAAUGUUGAUCCCCCAAAGCACAAAGACACCGGGCCCCUUUCGUUCGGGCUUUUGCUGAGCCCUGACUUCGCUGCCAGCAUCUUGGAGAAGGGGCCGGAAGCGGAUUGUCCUGAGGCAGUGGAGUUCCGGAAGUUCUGGGGAGAGCGGUCGGAACUGAGACGCUUCCAAGACGGGUCUAUCUGUGAGGCUGUUUUGUGGAAUGCUCCCAACCACAGCCAGAAGCGCCUCAUUCCGGAGCAGGUCAUUCGGCACCUCUUGCAGUUACACAUGGACAUUCCUGAAUCUGCCAUCUGCUACACAGGUGCCCUUCUGGAGUCUGUAAUCAAAUUAGGACGGGAGCCGGCAGGCACGGGCGAGGAAGACAUGGUGGACGUCGUCCGCUCCUACGAUGACCUGAGCCGCAAGCUGUGGAACUUAGAGGGGCUGCCGCUGACAGUGACAGCCGUGCAGGGAACGCAUCCCGCGCUUCGAUACACAGAUGUCUUCCCUCCAGUCCCCAUGAAACCAGAUUACGCCUACUACGCCAGGAACAAGGAUCGAGAGUUUCUGGUGCCCUUGGCGGAGAAGCCCUGCCCUGCUUAUGUAGCUCCAAUGAAAGUAAUGUGCCACAUGGAGGGGAGUGGUCAGUGGCCUCCAGACAAGGACGCCGUCCAGCGAGUCAAAGCUGCCUUCCAAGUGAAGCUGGCAGAACUCCUGUACCGGCAACAUCACCUGCUUUGCCGCCCUGGCCCUACCUACACCGAUGUCUAUAAGGAUGGCUACAUUUUCCGUCUCCAAGUGGCCUACCACCGAGAGCCACAGAUCUUGAAAGAGGUGGUCACCCCGGAGGGCAUGCUGAAGUAUCAGGACACUGAGGAGUCCCUGCGGCUCGAAUUGGAGACCAUCCAUUUGCCCUUCGUGACCAGCGCUCUUCAUGGCCUCCAGCAGCAGCACCCGGCUUUUGGGGCCACCUCCCGCCUCGCCAAGCGCUGGGUCAGCGCUCAGCUGUUGAGCGACGGCCUCUCCGAGGAGUGCAUGGAUUUGCUGGUGGCGUCCCUCUUCCUCUGCCCGGCGCCUUUCACGGCACCCAGUUCUCCUCAGGUGGGCUUCCUUCGCUUCCUUCUUCUGCUCACCACCUUUGACUGGAAGAACAGCCCUCUCAUUGUCAACCUGAAUGCUGAACUCAAAGAUGAAGAAUAUGUAGAGAUCAGGAAUGACUUUGUGGCUGCGCGGCCUCGCCUCCCGGCCUUGUUUAUUGCUUCCCCGCGGGACCGUCGGAACUCGAUAUGGACUAAAGAGAGACCUUCAGCACAGAUCCUGCUGCGCCUCCUUGUGCUGGCUCAGGAGUCUCUCCGGACUUUGGAGGAACAGCUUAUGGAUCCUUUGGGAAACCAGGAUGUGAAGGUGGCCUUCCGUCCCCCUCUGGAUUUCUACGACGUCCUCGUCCACCUGAAUCCCAAACAGAUCCCAAGACACUUGCAGGCUGUGGACCGGCCGGUCAAAUCAUUUAGCCGAGGGAUGUUACAAAGUAAUGCUGCAGUGAAAACCUUCGUUUUUCCCGUGGUGGAUUAUGACCCCGUACAACUCUAUCUCCAGGAGCUGCGGGAGGCCUUUGACGACCUUGCCCUGUUCUUCUACGACAAGCAUGGAGGAGAGGUGAUCGGAGUCCUCUGGAAGCCAUCCAGCUUCGAGCCGCAGCCUUUCAAGACAUCCAACAUGCGAGGAAAGAUGGUGCUGGCUGCCGGCACAGAGUCUACUGUUCCCAACGUGGCAGCUAUUUUGGAAGACUUUGAGAUCUUGGGAGAUGGACUGGUCAGAGCGGUGGAGGCCCGAACUGAGAAAUGGUCCAUUUAGAACCUUCUGGAAUCCCGUUGUGUGUCUGAGCGGCUGCUCUGGUAGCUCAAGGCGUGUCCCAACUCAUAACAUUUCACUGUAGAAUUCUCUUACCAGGAAGGUAUUUUUAUUACACAGGAACCUCUUGUAAUCCUGUUUUCUCAUGUACAUUCAAUCCUGACUUCCUUGAUUAAAAAAAAGGACACUUGUUUUUACUGUAGAGAAAUCUAUUAAAACGUUUGCCUCUUGAGGCCGAUGGAAUAAUUUGCGAGUUGCUCCUUCGGUCCGUGGAGUCCUAAUGGAAACCCAGCCGCCUCCCGAAGCUGUCAGGUGUCCUGGGAGAUUCAUUUUGCUCGGAGUUAACACACAUAACAUUCAUUAUUAGAUAGUGUGAGAGAAAAGGUUAAAAAGAUGCGAAACAUCUGAGCUGGACAAGAUUCAGCUGGUGCUAUGGCGGCAGAGAAAAAAAGUUUCAUUGCGCCAUUGCCACCACCUCUGGGGCCUGCGAAUGGGCUCUGUGUUCUGUCUGACUUGACCCGAAAUCAGCCAUGGCCUGGGGAACCCCAAGACGGUGUAGAAGGGCCUCUUGUCUCAAGCCGGCUGAGUCGGCUGAGAUUGAAUCCCUUGAAGACGGAGGUCCUGCAUGUGGGUCUAGGGUCCAUGGGCGUGGGACUCCGGCUCCCUGCUCUCAACGGAGCGCUACUUACGCCGGUGUCGAGAGUGAGGAGCCUGGGGGUGGUCCUGGAUGCUUCCUUGUCUAUGGAGGCACAGGUUGCAGCGGUUGUUAGAUCCUCUUUCUUCUAUCUAAGAUCUUCUUCUAUCUAAGAUAGGCUCGACAAUUUGUCCCCUACCUAUCGACCCAUGACCUCACAACAGUGAUCCAGGCAACGGUCACCUCCAGAUUAGACUACUGCAACUCGCUCUACGCGGGGCUUCCCUUGGGCUUGAUCCGGAAACUGCAGCUGGUUCAGAAUGCAGCUGCACGGGUGGUUGCUGGAGCACCAAUCAUGGCUCAUAUAAUACCCAUCCUCCGUCAGCUGCACUGGUUACCGGUUGAGUACCGGGUCCGGUUCAAGGUCUUGGUGUUGACCUAUAAAGCCCUAUGCGGACUGGGCCCAGCAUACCUUCGGGACCGCCUCUCCCCAUAUGUUCCCCGGAGGUCGCUUCGAUCAGCCACUAAGAACUUGCUGAUGGUCCCUGGCCCCAGGGAGGUCCACCUGGCCUCUACCAGAGCCAGGGCUUUCUCAGUUCUGGCUUCGACCUGGUGGAACUCUCUGUCUGAGGAAACUAAGGCCCGGCAGGAUUUGUUAUCUUUCCGCCGGGCCUGCAAGACGGAGAUGUUCCACCGGGCAUUUGGUGGGGGCUAGGCUGUCCUCUCGCUGGCCAGACCACUGAAGACCCUCCACCACCCAUGCAGGACAAUGCUGCAUUUUAAUAUUUAAUAUUCUACACCCGCCAAUUUUAAUGUUUUUUAUAUGAUGUUUUAAUGUUUUUAUAAUGUUUUUACUGUUUUUAAUUUGUUGCCAAACCGCCCUGAGCCCGUCUGACGGGGAGGGCGGUCUAAAAAUGUAAUUAAAUAAAUAAAAGCCUCAGCCAGCCCAUUUUCUCCCACAGGAAAGCAAAUCCAGUGUAUGCCAUUGUUCAUGUGUUGGGACCAGACCCCCAAUCAGGAGGAAUGUGCAUGGAGGCGGAAAUCUCCCCCCAGACAAGCCGCUUCAGGGGCUCCAGCACCAAGUUUCAGACCCACUCAGACUGGGAGCCUAGCUAGGUGAACAACGCAAGAAUAAGACUUCUACCCUGCCCUUAGAAUUCAGCUCAAGGAACAGACCCAGCUAGAGGGUGGCUGGCUUUGCUUGUAUCGGCUAGAGGGAAAAGAUUCUUGGUGGGCAGAGAAGGGAGUAUGAGGAAAGGGCCUGGCUUUAACAAAUAAGACAUCAGAUUUGGCAUUCCUUCAUCUCCAACGAUCCCAGCCUACAUUAAACUCUUAACAGUUCCUCGCUAUUGCAGAGCGUUUAUGCUCGCACGUCUGAAUGCUACUCCUUCAGCAGUUUUACUUGGGAGAUACCGUAAUUUACCCUAUUUGGAUAAACUUGGCAAAUGCGACAUGAAAAAGGCUGAUUCUUUGCCCCGUGUAAUACUGGAAUGCCCUCGUUAUAAUUCUGAUCAUGAACUGUAAAUUACUCCUAUUUUAA
This is a messenger RNA of Eublepharis macularius, 5656 nucleotides long. It is a transcript of the gene NOL6, whose product is annotated as nucleolar protein 6. The coding region runs from base 66 to 3485 and encodes 1139 amino acids. Gene Ontology annotation, cellular component: UTP-C complex; small-subunit processome; CURI complex. NCBI's taxonomy places the organism in Eukaryota, Metazoa, Chordata, Lepidosauria, Squamata, Eublepharidae. Gene Ontology annotation, biological process: tRNA export from nucleus; rRNA processing. The record is from RefSeq and is a predicted model, not a curated record. The transcript is spliced from 26 exons.